UGCCAGGAGAGAGUAUUCUGCUGGUGGGAAAGGCAGAAAGCCACUUGGCUUUCCUUGACCCCACGGCAGAUGCAGGAGGCACUGACCCCCGGGCACCUGAAGAAGGCCAAGCUGAUGUUUUUCUUCACCCGCUACCCCAGCUCCACUUUGCUGAAGACCUACUUCCUUGAUGUGCAGUUCAGCCGCUGCAUCACCUCCCAGCUCAUCAAGUGGUUCAGCAACUUCCGUGAGUUUUACUACAUCCAGGUGGAGAAGUUUGCGCGGCAGGCCCUGCUGGAGGGAGUUGUGGAUGCUUGUACUCUCCAGGUCUCCCGGGACUCGGAGCUCUUCCGUGCCCUCAACAUGCACUACAACAAGGGGAAUGACUUCGAGGUGCCAGGGCGGUUCCUGGAGGUGGCCAGCCUGACACUGCAGGAGUUCUUCAGUGCCGUCAGGGCAGGCAAGGAUGCCGACCCCUCCUGGAAGAAACCCAUUUACAAAAUCAUUUCCAAACUAGACAGUGACAUCCCAGAAGGGUUCAAAGCUGCUGGCUGCUCCCAAGAACUGCUCCACAGCUGAGUCUCUGUGAAAGCAGCCCUGGGUUGUGUGUGCAGCCACCAUGUGCACCUCCUGGGCACUCUGUACAGCACCUGUUAUUUGGGGUAUUCUCUCUCUGAGACAGCUCCUAAGGUGAGGCCUAUCACUUGCCUCAUGUGCUGGGAUUUUAUGCUGUGCAUUGUAUUCUGCUGCUCAGAACUGGUGAGGACUGCCAGAAGGGAGGGACAGAGAUGAAACCAUCAGGUUGGAGCCUGAGAAGUUGCCCUGCCCCAGAUCUCCCUAUGACCCUGACUGAGCCGCCUUCAUUCUCUCUUCCAGAGGGUCACAAACCAGGGCAAACAGCCUUGCUGUUUAUAAAACAGGAAGAGGUCCUAGUAGUGGGCAAAGUUUCCUUGGCACAGCAGACUAGCAGAUGUACUUAGUCCAAAAGCAUGACUCAGUUUCUGUCCAGAUACAACACACCAGUGUCCAAAGAAAACAGCUGGUGAAUUCCAGCGGCUCGAGCACUCCAUGGGGAUAGUUGUUCCUGUCUGGGAUAUGUAAAAACGAUGUUUGUUCUAGCCAACAAGAAUAACACUCUCCUCCACCUCCCCUGUGCUGUCAGACAAGACCCCCCUGUGCAGCUGUGUGCUGUGGCCAAGCAGGUGUGUGCUCCCCAGCAGCAUCCUCUGGGAUGCUGGAGGAGAGCAGGCUGCACAGGCAGCUCUUCUUGGCACUCCAAAGAGUCUCCAUCAGCCCAUCACCUGGGAGGACAGCUCCAUGUUAAACACCCAUCCAUGUUCUCCCACACUGUGUUCCUGCUGGCAAAACUGCCCCAAGCAUCUCUGUUCUGCACCCUGCCCUUGGUGAAAGAGGAGAAUGUUAUUUGAGAUCCAUCAGUCCCUGUGGUUUUAACACAAGCUGGGGAAGAGCUGGGCCUUGACAUACACAACCCCAUUGCUGUAAGGGCUGUAAACUCAAGGAGGUUUCUUUAUCCUGUGGCCAAGACUUAGUGACCACUUUUCUACCUGAUGGAGCAUGGUGAAGUGUUUUGUGUUAAGGGCUCUCUAAUCCUCACAGAGGUGGCAGUGGAGAGGAAAAGGCUGUGAAGAGGAGGGAGUCCUGACAGAGGCAUGGCACGAGGGCACUGGGAGGGCAGUGAUGAGCAAUAAAACUCACACAAAACCCUCAGGGAGAAGACUGGGAAAAGGCCAAGGUAAUUUUGGAGGUGCUGUAAGGUGUCAGCUGGUACUAGAAUGCAGCAAGUGACUCUCAAGAGGAGAAGCACAGCUCCAGCAUCAGAUGAAUGCUUGGGGUGAUCCAUAGGCAAUGCAUCUACAGGAGUAAAGAAGUGGCAACAUCAGGACACAGUGGGGAGCUCCGAAACAGGGGCAGUUUGACAAUGGUUCCCCCCAUUACGAGUGUGGCCACCAGAUUUCCUGCUCCUUUUUGUGUAUUUAUUUCUCCAAGUUUGUAUAUUUUACAACCCCAACACAAAAUUUACAUGAUUCCUUUUUAAAUAAACACAUUGUUUAAGUUACCCCUUUACAUCCCUGUAUACCUAUUUGAUAACAUCUGUUCUAAAGAGUUAUCCUAGAAAUUUCUUGCUUUUUGUUGGGAAAAAUAACACCACAGAAAAAGGGCAUUCCUUCUGCCAGCAUCUCUGUAGGGUCAGGAAGGCUCCAGUAACUAACAUCAGCUCCUUUAAACCUGCCCCCUCACGCCAGUGCCUCAUGGUUAGUCUGCUCUGAAGUGCAGCUUGUGAGGAUCAGGAAGGAGGGGCUGGAGGCACACAGACAUAUCCUAAAGCUUAAGGGUGCUGGACUCGUGUACAACAUCAAAUAAAUGCUGCUGGUGGUACCAUGAAUGUGGUAUUCUUGAGGCAGUAAUGACUUCACAGCUUAAGUAAUGCUUUGGAUAGGCAAAACCAAAGCUGCUGGAAAGGAGAACGAUGGGCUGGCUCAGGGAAGGGUCAGCAAAUUCAUGUUUGUAGCUAAAUAAUUAGGGAACAUAAGGUACAGGUUUACUGGAGGCAUCCUGCUGAAACAAAGCCUUCUCACACAGAGUUCCUGGUGGGGCUAGCAGUUUCUUGCUUCCUGUGGUAAAAUGCAAGUCCAUGAGUGCCAGUAAAACAGCAGGUGGGGUACCAAGGACAAGACAGUUCCCCAAAUCCCAGUCAUGCAGUGGCUGAGGUUGUAGGAGAUGUCUGGAGGUCAUCUUGUCAAACCCCCUGCUCUAGCAGGGCCACUGAGAGAUGGUUACCCAAGACCGUCAGAGGGGUUUUAAGUAUCUCCAAGUAAGGAGGGAAUGUUCUUGAAAGGGUCCUUCCCUCAAACACACAUUAAUGAAGACAUUUAAGAGGACUGGACUAUUUGCAGCAGCAUUUGUGCUCCAGUGGUUGCCACAAAGUCCAUGAUGGGAACUAGA
Molecule: messenger RNA, 2943 nt
Organism: Passer montanus (Eurasian tree sparrow)
Lineage: Eukaryota; Metazoa; Chordata; Aves; Passeriformes; Passeridae
Product: prospero homeobox protein 2-like
Exons: 4
Coding region: 70-558 (162 amino acids)
Biological process (GO): regulation of transcription by RNA polymerase II
Cellular component (GO): nucleus
Molecular function (GO): RNA polymerase II cis-regulatory region sequence-specific DNA binding; DNA-binding transcription factor activity, RNA polymerase II-specific
Source: RefSeq, a predicted model, not a curated record